Sporothrix brasiliensis 5110 is the source of this 783-nucleotide messenger RNA. RefSeq lists its product as uncharacterized. Lineage: Eukaryota; Fungi; Ascomycota; Sordariomycetes; Ophiostomatales; Ophiostomataceae. The transcript has a single exon. Bases 1 to 783 code for a protein of 260 amino acids. The record is from RefSeq and is a predicted model, not a curated record.
AUGAAGCUUUCCAACAGCCUUCUGCUGCUCACAGGCACAGCUGCCCAAGCGGCCGUGCUCUGGGAUGGCCGCUUCAAUGACCUGUCCUCGGCCGCCGACCUCAACACCUGGUCUUGGUCCAACCAGGUCGGCCCCUACCAGUACUACAUCCACGGCUCUGGGACCGUCAACAAGUACAUUGCUCUGUCGCCCAGUUACAAGAACCCCAACGACACCGUGAGCAAGCAGGGCGCGCGCUUCACGCUCGACUCGACGUCGUUUUGGAACGGCCAGACGAUGCGCCGCACGGAACUGAUCCCCCAGACAAAGGCGGCCAUUGCCAGCGGCAAGGUGUUUUACCACUUUUCCGUUAUGCGCAAGGACACCAACGCGCCGAGCGUCAACCGCGAGCACCAGAUCUGCUUCUUUGAGAGCCACUUUACGGAGCUCAAGUACGGCUGGAUCAGCGGCGAGCAGGGCACGAGCAACCCGAACCUGCAGUGGAUGGUGAGCCAAAAGAGCCAGUGGAAGACGGAGUGGAAGCCGGACGUGUGGCACAAUGUGGCGUACGAGAUUGACUUUUCCGGCAAAGUCGGCUUCUGGCACUCGGAGGGCGGCGAUCCGCUCAAGCAGGUGGUGGCGCCCGUGUCGGUGUCUGCCUCGUCCAACGGCGCCGAUUGGCACCUGGGCGUCCUGGAGCUGCCGCGCUCGGGCUACAACGACGCCAACGAGGACUUUUACUUUUCGGGCGUGUACAUUGAGUCAGGCCCUAUCACCACAACCAUCGGCGGCCCGGCGGCUUGA